GAAUCACUUCUGUUGUAUUUCCCAGCAGAAAUAAAUAUUGAAAUCGUUUGAAUUAUGUAUGCUCUUAUCAUUCAUGAUGCAUAAGAGCAACUGUCACAGAAUAUAGUCAUAAUAAAGCUAUAUUCUUUGGGGAAUUAAGUGUGAACUAUGAACAUAAUAAGACAAAACAUUAUAUAUUUGCCUGUUUCAGUUGCUAAACCAUAUAUUGUAGAAGAACGGUAUUUGGAACAAAAUGGAACAAUUUAUAAAUAAUAAGAAAAUCGUUCGAUUUAAUAUUGGGGGUAAUACAUUUAAGUGCUAUGAGAGAACGCUUUCAACAUUUCCGGAAUCAAAACUUGCAAAUCUUGACAAAGAACAGGAUUCAUUUGAUUCUGAAGAAAACGAAUACUUUUUUGACAGAAAUCCAAUCUUAUUCUCUUUCAUUGUCGAUUCAUUCCGGAAAAAGGCUGUUCAUUUGCCAAAGGAUAUUUGCGGAACUUCUUUCAAAGAAGAACUGGAUUUUUGGGAAAUUCCUCCGCACCAUGUUGCUCCGUGUUGCUGGGAGGCGCUUUAUGGAAGUGAAGAUGUCAUUGAAACAGUGGACUUACUAAAUAAACGUUUUAAGCAAUCACCAAUCUCAACCUUGAGAGCUCAAGACAAAAGAGACUUCAGAACAAAAGUGUGGUUGUUUUUAGAAGAGCCGAAAUCUUCUAGAUCUGCUUUGGUUUGGAGUAUAUUCAUAUCUGUUAUCAUACUGGCAGCCUUGUUUGCAGAUUGCCUGUCAACAGUGAAAAUGUUUCAAGAAAAUUUCUCGGAGAAACAGAUGAAACUUCUGACAAAGUUUGCAGACGCAUUGAACUUCAAAAACUCAACAAUAGAGAAACUAGCAUCUAUUAAACCACUUACAUUUCUUUUAUACACAAAUGCAAUAUUCCAUACUAUCUUGACAGUCGAACUUGUGCUGAGCUUUGUCGUCUGCCGAAACAAAAGGGCAUUUGUUUGCUUUAUGCGACUUGUGAGCUGCUUUGGAUAUAUGUCUUAUUGGAUUUCUUUUACAAUUUAUUUUAAUGUAAAAUAUAUUGGAUCUGUCAAUGUGUUAAUGAUACAGCUGAUGUUUGGCUACCUAUCCAUUUUCAAAAUUGCUCGACUAUUCUAUCUCACAAAAAGAGUACCUGCUUUCCGACUAAUAUGUUUAACAUUUGCUUCGUCUAAACAAGAGCUGACAAUUUUAGUUUUCCUCCUUGGAAUUCUCGUUUGCGUGUUUGGCUAUACUCUAUUUGCCGCUGAACUGUUGCAUGAUUCUAAUAUAGACAACAUAUUUACUGCCAUCUACUGGGCGUUGAUUACAUUGACGACGGUUGGCUAUGGUAAUUAUGUUCCAAGUACAGUUGUUGGUCAUGUGGUUGCUGGAGCAUGCGCAGUGUGUGGAGUGCUUGUUAUCGCCUUGCCUGUUGGAAUAAUCGUAUCGAAAUUUUACAAGUACUAUAACUUUUAUAAGUACAUAAAGAUGCAUUCACGAUAUAAAGAACUAUUGCCUGCACAAUUAAAGGAAUUCAAAACUGUUCCAUCGGAAUCCAACAGUCUGCUUGAAGAAGUAGGUUUGAAACCAAUGAAAACUAUUUAACAAGAGGGCACCUAUGUCGUAUUUUUGAAUUUUAGACUAACAGAAAAAGCUUAUAAAUACAAUAUUUUACCUUUACGUGUCUUGCAAAUACAUUACAUGUUGCGUUGUUGUUAAUUGUAUAGUAACAAACAAUUGUUUUAUUGUAAAUCAUUACAAUUAGAAAUAAUUAUAAAAAAAAGUAUUUUUGGAUUAAGCAUGUGUUUAAAUAAAGGGGAAACAUGCCUGUUCAUGUGCAUGCCUGUAAAGACUAUGUUAAAAGCUAAAAUAUUUCAUUGUAACUUAAAUGAAAUUGAAGAUGUACAAAUCUGAACCGAAUAGACUUCACAGGGGCAACAUAUUAUAUCGCAGUGGACAUCCGUUUCAAAUAACUUGCACUUGAGGGGAGUUCAUACAAAUUACAUUGUGGGUGGUCUACGUACGUGGCAGAGUUGAUUAAGUUGCCGGCUUCAAACCACUUGCUCCUCAUAAUUAUUAGAGGGAAUCUUGGCUAUAGUAACUAAGUCGGUGUAGUUAUUGUAACGCUGAUUUCGUAUUUACAAUAUAUUCUUAA
Molecule: messenger RNA, 2153 nt
Organism: Ruditapes philippinarum (Manila clam)
Lineage: Eukaryota; Metazoa; Mollusca; Bivalvia; Venerida; Veneridae
Product: potassium voltage-gated channel protein Shaw-like
Exons: 2
Coding region: 233-1603 (456 amino acids)
Biological process (GO): protein homooligomerization; potassium ion transmembrane transport
Cellular component (GO): voltage-gated potassium channel complex; membrane
Molecular function (GO): protein binding; voltage-gated potassium channel activity
Source: RefSeq, a predicted model, not a curated record